Messenger RNA from Cyprinodon tularosa, 1733 nucleotides. RefSeq names its product melatonin receptor 1C (gene mtnr1c). NCBI's taxonomy places the organism in Eukaryota, Metazoa, Chordata, Actinopteri, Cyprinodontiformes, Cyprinodontidae. The record is from RefSeq and is a predicted model, not a curated record. The transcript is spliced from 2 exons. Gene Ontology annotation, biological process: G protein-coupled receptor signaling pathway. Gene Ontology annotation, molecular function: melatonin receptor activity. Gene Ontology annotation, cellular component: membrane. The annotation marks the transcript as partial.
GAUGUGAACGCUUCGGACUGCCCGCGGAAUGAGAGCGGCUGCGAGCUCAGCGCUUCCUCCGGCGGGGUGUCCACUGCGCUGGCCAGCGUGCUGAUCUUCACCAUCGUGGUGGACAUCCUCGGGAACGUGCUGGUUAUCCUGUCCGUGUAUAGGAACAAAAAGCUCAGGAAUGCAGGCAACAUCUUUGUGGUGAGCUUGUCUGUAGCAGACCUGGUGGUGGCUCUCUACCCGUACCCCCUGGUGCUAACAGCUAUCUUCCACAAUGACUGGACCAUGGGAGACCUACACUGUCAGGCCAGCGGCUUUGUCAUGGGGCUGAGCGUCAUCGGCUCCAUAUUCAACAUCACGGCCAUUGCAAUUAACCGUUACUGCUACAUCUGCCACAGCCUCCACUACGACCGUCUCUAUAGCCUGAGGAACACCUGCUGCUACCUGGGCCUCACAUGGUUGCUCACAGCCAUCGCCACAGUGCCCAACUUCUUUGUCGGGUCUCUGCAGUACGACCCUCGUGUCUACUCCUGCACCUUCGCUCAGACUGUCAGCUCGUACUACACCAUCUCAGUGGUGGUCAUCCACUUCCUGAUCCCACUGCUUGUGGUGUCCUAUUGUUACAUGCGUAUAUGGGUUCUGGUGAUUCAAGUGAAACAUAGAGUGAAACCGGAGCAAAGGACAAGACUGAAAUCCAGCGAUGUGAGGAACUUCUUGACUAUGUUCAUGGUGUUUGUGUUGUUUGCUGUGUGCUGGGCUCCCUUGAACCUUAUAGGCCUGGCUGUAGCUAUAAACCCUGCAAAAGUAGCACCCAACAUACCAGAGUGGCUAUUUGUCACAAGCUACUUUAUGGCAUAUUUCAACAGCUGCCUCAAUGCCAUCAUUUAUGGAGUACUAAACCAAAACUUUCGUAAAGAGUACAAAACAAUCCUCCUUGCUCUUUGUGUUCCACGUUUGCUCCUCAUGGAAACAUCCAGGUGUGCCACAGAGGGGCUGAAGAGUAAGCCGUCACCUGCUGUCACGAACAAUAACAUAGCUGAAAUAAAUGUAUAAAUUGAUGUUACACUGAGCAAGUACUAGUGCCAUGUUUCACUCAGUGCCUGUUGUGGACGUGUUUUUCUUGUUUAUAUCUGUGGAGAGUUUUAGUUAUUCCCCAUACCUGUGCACAGUUGGAACUUGGGGGGGAAAAAAGUACUGAGUUUUCAAAGUAACAUCAGUGCCUCUUGCUACAUUACAAGAUCCUGAAAAGAUCAUUUAAUCUUAGGAAAUUCAUUUAAAAACUACGACAAAUGCAUAAUAUAGGUCUAUCACGCACGUUAAUGUAAUUUGUUUAAUUUCUUUAAAAUUCUGUUGUCUUUGAUCAUUUUGUCUCACAAUACUUGAAAAACACAAAUCAUUGUCCAUUAAAAAAAUAGAAUAUGAAAUGAGAAUAAUCAUAAAAAAUAUAUAUAUUUUAUUAUAUAAAUGCUGCCAAAGGAGAGGUGUCGUUUUCUAUACCUUAUGCAACUGAGUGAAGUAGUUCUACCAGUAGAUCUUUUUUGUUCUGAACAUAAGAUAUUAAACUUGCAGGAGUAUUAUUUGCAAAUGCGUUGUUUUCUGUGUUCUUGUUUGAAAUCACCAGUUUAUGUUGUUUGCUCUUAAACAGGAUUCCCUCUCUGCAACAUUUAGCAUGUUGAUUGGCAGAGAGGAAGAAAAAUAACAACCAUUGGUUAAAAAUAACAAAACAGAUCAGAAGUGGAAGAAAA